Molecule: messenger RNA, 1293 nt
Organism: Symbiodinium pilosum
Lineage: Eukaryota; Dinophyceae; Suessiales; Symbiodiniaceae
Source: the annotation of a GenBank genome assembly
AUGGUGCAGCUGGCCGCCUUGACCUCGCAGCACUGGCGAUUGCUGAUUGUGGGGAUCUCCCAUGGAAGCCGUCAGGGCGCCUUAAGCUUGAGGCGCUUGUUGGAGGACUUUCAACCCGCCACCGCAUUUCUUGAAAGCGACAGACAAGACCUUGCCAGCAUGAAAGCAGCGUCAGCUCUGUCUGAUCCAAAUGUGACCCCAGAAUGUGCGGAAGCUCUGAGGUGGGCAACGGAACAAAGUAGACCGUUGAUCUCGAUCGAUCGGGAACAGCUAACAACACGACGUCGUUUGGCACAAAGCCUAUUUCUUCAUCCUGCGCAGCUGUUGCGUUCAAGGAAGCACUGGGGAGUGGUGGCACCAGAAACGAUGCAUGCCGCUGAUUGGAGAAAGCAUCUGCUUCAAGAUUGUCCCAUAUUGCAUGAAGUUAUGCUGGAAGAGAGAGACGAGUAUAUGGCCUAUCAGAUUCUAUUAGGUUUGGAGCAGCGUCUUUCAUGCCAGUACAAGAUUCUGGGGAAAGGCGAGUCUCGGACUCUGACACACACAUUGCAGCGUCGAGCCGCAGCGGACACGGCUCGAAUUGGUGCUGCCCUGCGAUGGGCCUUAGAGCCGUCGGAGCCAGACAUGAAGCUGGAGCCCAGACAUGGGGAGCUUGGCAAACUCUGCAAACUGGGCAAGUCCUGGGAAGAUUUUUUUGCACGUCCCGCCUCACCGCCGGGCCCAGAAAAUGUGGUCGUCAUCUGUGGUCCUGCGCACGUGCAGGAGUUAGGGCAUCGUCUGGAAGCUGCCCUUGGACGCUCUCAAGCUGCCAGAAGAUUUCUUGCCAAAAAUGCAGGACUCUUCCCUCGACUACUGAUCAAUUCAACUUGGAGUUGGGAACGGCUGUCGGCCGAUGCCAUGCUGGACGGUCUACAAUCGCACGCCAGCAGCUUCGAUUUGCACAGCGUUGGCGCUGCAAGCCCUCGCAGCCAAGGAGACGGCUUUGGACCACUGGCAAGCUUGGCAGCCAUAGCAGCCUCGGCUUUAGAAGGCUCGAGUCCAUUACAGACUCCAGGGACUUCAGCAGUUCAUGCCGGACCUGCUUGCGUUCAUGAGCGCUUGCGGUCGCUGUCACAGAGACCUCUUCCUGUGUGGCCUGUGUUCCUCGUGCUGUAUGUUAUAGCUCCAGUGAUGGUGUUUCUUGUGAUACCAAUAAUGAUUGACAUACGCUGGCUCCAGGCCCGCAUUGCUGGGCCAGAGUUUCCAGAUACCUUGCGUGAGGAAAAGCAAAUGCCACUUAAAUGCCAGCAAUGGUGA